Molecule: messenger RNA, 484 nt
Organism: Physella acuta
Lineage: Eukaryota; Metazoa; Mollusca; Gastropoda; Physidae
Source: RefSeq, a predicted model, not a curated record
AACGGAAGUAGAAGUUGACACAUCAAUUUUGGAGUAAAAUACACUGUUGUGCGCUAUACCAUCGUGCCACUGUAAGGAAAUAUUAAAAUAGACUGGACAAAAUGGCCGCUGACGAUGAAAGAUUCAAUGUUUUCCUGCCUGAUGACAUCCCGGCAUACCUAGAUUCUCCUUAUUUCAAAUCCACAGAAAUGGAACAUCACUACCCAAAUAUGUAUGACUUUAGAAGGGCGGCCAUCUUCAACUCGCCACGGGCAUUAUUCGCCCCGUUUGAUCGAAAAAUGUUCGUGCCCAAAUCAAGACCAUCGUACAUGCGUGAAGAGGACUACGGGGUUCGUGCUGACUGGCUGAGUGCCUGGGGAAACGCCCGAGUCCGCCACACCAACACUAGUCUUGCUAGACUUACACUUUUCAAACAUUAACGUUGGCCCAGAGGUUUGACUCGACAAAUAAAGAUUGUUUUAUGGUAUUCUUUUGCAUGGCUAGG